Molecule: messenger RNA, 1675 nt
Organism: Lolium rigidum
Lineage: Eukaryota; Viridiplantae; Streptophyta; Magnoliopsida; Poales; Poaceae
Product: GPI mannosyltransferase 2-like
Exons: 8
Coding region: 1-1500 (499 amino acids)
Biological process (GO): GPI anchor biosynthetic process
Cellular component (GO): endoplasmic reticulum membrane; mannosyltransferase complex
Molecular function (GO): alpha-1,6-mannosyltransferase activity; GPI mannosyltransferase activity
Source: RefSeq, a predicted model, not a curated record
AUGGAGCCGCCGGUCGCCGCCGUCGUACGGCACGCCGUCGUCUCCCGCGCCCUGGUCCUUGCCCUCUCCCUCCUCGCUCGCCUUCUCUUCCGCCCCUACGACACCUCGGCCUCCCUCCACCCGCCAUGCCUCUCCUCCCCAUCCUUUCCCUCUCCCGCCCCCUCUUAUAAUUCCACUGCCGCCGUCGCCAUUUCGUCCUUAGCAGUGUGGGACGGGGUCCACUUCGCCCGCUCCGCCGAGUGCGGCUACGAGUACGAGCAGUCGUUCGCCUUCCUCCCCCUCCUCCCCGCCUCCAUGGCUCUCCUCUCCCGAACCCUGUUCGCCCCGCUGGUGCCGGUGCUGGGGUACAGGGCCGUGCUCGUGCUCUCCGGGCAUGUUCUCAACAACGUGGCGUUCGUUGCCGCCGCGGCCUACUUCUACAGAUUGUCUGUACUGAUAUUAAAGGACUCAGGAGCAGCCUACCGAGCGUCUGUUCUCUUUUGCUUCAAUCCUGCUUCAGUGUUCUACUCAUCACUAUAUUCAGAAAGUCUUUAUGCGCUGUUUUCGCUUGGUGGGCUGUUCUACCUGUUUUCCGGUGCCAAUACCGUUGCAAUGAUAAUGCUCGCUGUCUCUGGUUCCGCUAGGUCAAAUGGAGCACUUAAUGCUGGUUAUUUCUGUUUUCAGGCUUUGCUACAAGCAUAUGAUGCUGCUAUACAGAAGAAAAGGCCUAUAUUGGCAGUGCAGGCCCUUAUCACUGGAUUUUUGCGCUCCACUUUUAUAUUUAUACCAUUCUUUGCUUUCCAAGCAUAUGGAUAUUUAAACAUAUGCAUACACGGGAACUCAGAUGAGUUGAGGCCAUGGUGCAAAGCAAAAUUGCCCCUUUUGUACAGUUUUAUUCAGAGCCACUACUGGGGAGUUGGUUUCUUGAGAUACUUUCAAGUGAAGCAGCUGCCCAACUUUCUUUUAGCUUCACCAGUACUGUCCCUUGCAGUUUAUUCUAUAGCUCAUUACACAAAAAUGCUUCACCAACUCUUCCAGUCAAAUAACAUACACGAGAAGAUUAUUGCUACUGUUGAGGGGAGGUCAGUUGAAUUAUGCGAAAGCUCAGAUGUUGCCACGGUGUUGAAGAGUGAAUUUUCUAGUGGACUAAAUAACAAAAGCCAAGCACACACUGAGGUUAAAAAGAGAAAAUCUGCUGCCUCCGAGGCUACUUCGGCAUCUUUAGAGAGCGACAGGUCAACCGGUCGAAUUCUGAAAGUUGAUAAGGACGAGUGCCCCAUACUAGUUCUUCCUUUCAUUUUACAUCUGACAUUCAUGACAUUUACUGCCUUCUUCGUGAUGCACGUCCAGGUGUCAACGCGAUUUCUGUCUGCUAGUCCCCCGAUCUACUGGGCUGCUUCGCGCAUUUUGGUUUCUCCAAGGGGCUCGUCCAAGAGAUGGGGAUACUUCAUCGUCGUUUACUUCAUUGCUUAUAUUCUUCUAGGCAGUUUGCUCUUCCCCAACUUCUACCCGUUCACAUGAGAACAGCUGCACAGUUACACGCAAACUGUAUGAAAAAAACUGAGUGUGGAGGUUUUCCUAGGUAGAGGGUUCAUGCACAAUUGAUGUAUCUUUUGUUCCCUACAAAUUUUCAGCUUAAAGAGAAAACCCGGGUUGAGCUUACUCGAAGGCCACUUAUCACAUAUAUACUUGAUUA